AUAUGGAAGAAAUGUCUCAGUCCAGAAGACCGAGAGUCUGAAGACGCCAUGGAAACGUGCAGGAUCUUCAUCAUCAGGUUCAUUUUGGUUGGAGAGGUCAGACGAACCAAAGGAUCACAGAAGAUGUUGCUCUGAGCCUGAUCAGAUGGAGGUUGUUUCAGUGACCUUUUACCUCAGUCAUUGGUGUUCAGCUGAUCUCAGGUCUGUAACCCCGCCCCCUCCACGCUGUCCUCUCUGCCAUCUGUCCAUCAUUGGCUAGAGGAGCCCCCUCGGCUCCUGAUUGGCUGGAGGGAAGGAGGGAGGAGUUAUCAGCUGAUUGAUUAGGAUCAGGACAAGGAGGAGGAGCUGAGUCUGUAAAUCCAUGAUGAGGCGGCUCUGCUGCAGACAACAAGUGUUCAAAGAGAGCGAGGAGGACGAGGAAGACCAGGUUACUGAGUGGCACAGAGAGGAAGGAGGAAACGGAGGUUACCACGGCAACCCAGGAGACGUCACUGCAGCGGCAGGACAGAGGACACUCAGGUUUUAGGACUGAGCUGAUGGAGGAUGGAUCUGGUUCCAUGGAAGUCCAGCAGUCCUCUGUACAUUUGACAAAAAGGAAAGAUCAGGUUAAUAAAGAGGCAGCAAUGCCUCUACCAGGUAAAGUUCUCCACCUCUAUGUGGAGGUCAGGUCUGUUUCUGAGGAGGAAGAGAAGUUUCUUGGUAGAGGUGAUGAUGGGACCAACCAAUUGAUGCUGCAGUGUCCAGAUAUCGUCUCUAACUCUCAGAGGAGCUCCAGCAAAUCUAGUCCUAACCGGAGUCCAGAUCUUUCCCCGGUGAUACCACGUCAUUCAGCAGAUGGAAACCAUAGCUUACCCUCCUUAAAGUCAUCUUCCAGGCAUUCAGUCAGCUUCCAACUCCAAAACCCUCAUUCUUCACUGUCUCCAGCCCAGUUCCAACACCAGGAUGCUUUAAAUGAUAGUUUUGGACACUUACUUGAGGUCCUGGCGCCCAAAAAAUCCAGUACCAGCCAUGAUGGUUCUCUGGGAUGCCCCCAUCCUCCUGAUAUGGAUCCCUACUAUGAGCAGGUGGCCACCCCCCAGUCAUCUUCAUCCUCCUGCUGGCUGACUGUGCCCUCCACUUACAACAGCAACCCUCGGUCCUGUGAGGACCCAGAUAUGGUGGCUGACGAUGGACAGAUGUCUUUGGUGUCCUUUGGGUACAUAGAUAAAGGCAGUGUUAACAGCAUGGCUGGACAAGGUAACGCCAUCUACCAGCAUGAUCCUGACACCUAUCUCAGAAGAAUGGAGGAACAGCAGCUUCCUGCUUGUCUCCAGAAGAGGAGUGAUCCAGUACGGUGCAGCGAUAAAACAUCACCAGACAACACAUUGCACAGCCACCCCCACCAAUCUAGGAGUGACACCUCAUGGAGCAUGCCGUACUUAUCAAAGGCAACCAUGGACGCAGUGGCCAGAGAUGCCACCCACAGGGCUUUAGAGGAGUUUGGAUCUCCAGAACUCAGGCGCAGGUUUGCAGGUCAUACUUCUGAGAACUACAGUCCAUCUUUACCUCGACACUCUCAGGCUCCACACUGCCGGUCUUGGGGUGGCUCACCUGUCCUGUCCCGCAGUACUCUGACUCUACCAUCCAGGACUGAUCUCCUGGAGAUGGAUAGAAGAUUCUGCCGUGGUUUAGUGAAUGGAUUACCUAGAAGUCCUGCAUCUGACCACCUGUGUGCUCAGACUGGUGACUCAUUCUACUCAGUGGCUCCAUCUUCAACAUCUCGACACCAUAGUCCUGCUCAAAGCCCACAGAGGCCUUGGGUGCAUGAAGAAGGUCACAGGUUGUCCAAUAAAUUCCAACCACCAUUACCCGCAGGAAGACCCACGGACAUUCAGCAUGAGAUCCCAAGAAGCAGCAACCCUUCUAGGACUGAGCACCAAGCUGGGUACUCUCACCAUGGUGUUAAUAACAGAUGCAAUAAUAAGGUAACCAACAGCAGUCAUCUUGCAUCAGAACCAGUGAGCAUCAGCUCCAAUGAUUACCCAAACAGUAGGAGUCCUCACCAUCCUUCCCGCUGCAGUAGCAGAGCCAGUGAUGCAUACAGUCCCAUCAGUGACAGGAGGAGCAUCUCUCCAUUCUCCAUUACUGAUCUGGAUUACAAGACACUUGGAGAGCCUAACAGAAUCUCAGCCGGUUCUGCAGACAGACGGUACAAAUGGACCCCUUCUCCAACUCCCUCUGAAGCUGAGUCAGUGAGGUCAGAGAGUCCUCAAUAUUCAGGGAUGUUACCAAAAGAGUCUCUUCUCUGGCAACUGCCCCCUGAGCCUAUGAAGAUAGAAAACCAGAACCAUAACAGGAAAACGGAAACACUGGCACCUCAAACUAAACCAGGAUGUAUUUCUCCUGUGAUGUUCAAAAGAGUUGCAUCCACACCAGCAUCCAAGUUGGAUCGGGUAUCUGCCUCUGGGUCACCAGUGUUGGACCCCCAGCUGAGACGGACAUCAUCACCAUCUAAAGACAUGUCCAGUUUGCAGCCAGCCCAUUACACUGGACGCCAUAAAUCACCUGUCAUUGAGCAGAGGCAGUAUGAUCACCUGUUUGACAGGUCACCGACAGCCAGCAGAAACACAUCCAGUCAAAAUGCAGAGUGUUCAUUGGUGAACUGGACCUCCAAGCAACUGAAACACUCUGGACCUGUUGUGGACAGAGGUGAAACCGUCCAUCAGUCAUCUUCUAAAGUUCAUACUCAGAGCAAUGAUCAGGGCUGUAGAAAGGAACGAGGAGUCCAGAAACAGUUGGCCCAGGAGUGCCAGUUGUUGGUUUUGGGAAUGUCCAAGACUCAGAAAGAGGCUCGGGAUCACAGUGGAGCCACUGGGACGUUCUCCUCAAGCUCCAGUGGGGUUACAGGAAGCCUGGGAGACAGCUUGCAGCUGGACAGACUGUCCCCUGAGACCCCGAGCCAGUCGAGCCACAGUAUUGCGGACGGCGGUUCUGGGAUACAGUCGGACUGCGGCUCACCAUCCACUCCAUCUUCUCGUUCGCAGAAGAUCGCCCGAGCGAAGUGGGAGUUCCUGUUUGGAGGCCAGACAGACCAUCCCAGCAAAGACGUUUCAUCCACGACGCCACCGACCAGCUGCUCGCCCAGCCCCACCCCUUCCUCCUCCCUCCACCUGCAGCCGUCCAAUCAGAGGAGGGGGUGGGACCACCAGAAUCAGAACCUCUCUCAUCACGAGGUCCAGCAGGUUGAGGUGGAGGUGGUCCCCCCCCACCCCCGAGGCCCUGUCCCAAAGACUGGCAUCAUCCGACGGUCCAUCAAAUAUUCUGAGACGGACCUGGACGCUGUGCCACUGCGCUGCUACAGAGAAACGGACCUGGACGAGGUGAUGCGAGCGGAGGCUGAGGCAGCCGAGGAGGCAGAUUCAGCUUUCAGCAGCAACCAUAGAGUUCUGGGAAAGUCUUGCUUCAGGCCUGAGGACAUCUCCCCAAGUACAGGUGGACUGAAGGAGGAGAAUGGACGGGAGGAGGAGGAGGAAGAUGAGGAGGAGGAAGGAGUAGUGAGCUGGGCCAGUGUCAGGAUGCAGGGGGACCGGCAGAGACAGAGAGCUGCCAAAGAAGAAGAGGAGGUGUUCAGUCUGCUGCUGAAGGGGACUUUGGAGCCAUCAUCUGACGCCCAAGGAGGCCUCAAGUCUCCGAUCUCGGUUGGCAGCCCCUGCCGGCCGUCUGAAAGCAACCUGGACUCCUUCAGUCGCCACUUUGAGAGCAUCAUGGAGUCCCACCGGGCCAAAGGGACAUCCUACAGCAGCCUGGACAGUGUAGACCUGCUGACCUCUGGGUCCACCUCUGUGUUCACCUUUGACCUGCCUACGCUCACCCCAGAGAUCCAGAGUCAGAUCUGUGAGAGUGCCAAGCAGAUUCUGGAGUUGAGUUUCGCUCCGUUGGCCCGAAUGGACUCCUCUGCAUGCUGUGAGACAUCCCGUUCUGAAAUGGCCCUCAGCAUCUCAGGGGCCCGGCUCCGAGGAGGAUACAAGGAUGACUCUGGUCCUCCGGUCCGGUCUCGGUCGGAGAAGGAGUCGUGGCGGCGCUCCAUUGUCAAAGAGGGUUUCCGUAAGGCGAGCUCAGUUCCGGUGCUGCACAGCAGGGAGCGUCCUGUGAACCAACCUACUGAGCUGCUGCACCCUCAGGCUGAUGUGGCGAAGCAUAUGCCGCUGGGCGGCAGCGACGAGGUCCUGACCAACGGCUUGAAGCCGGACCUACAGGCCGCCAAACGUCUCGCCAAGCGCCUCUACAACCUGGACGGCUUCAGGAAGUCAGAUGUGGCUCGACACCUCAGCAAGAAUAACGACUUCAGCCAGAUGGUGGCGCAUGAGUAUCUCAGUUACUUUAACUUCAGAGGCAUGAACAUCGACCAGGCACUAAGGACAUUUCUGACCCAUUUCGCUUUGAUGGGAGAAACACAGGAGAGAGAGAGAGUCCUCGCUCAUUUCUCUAGUAGAUACAGACAGUGUAACCCAGAGAGUCUGUCCACUGAAGAGACCGUCCACACCCUGACUUGCGCCGUCAUGCUGCUGAACACAGACCUUCAUGGAAACAAUGUGGGGAAGAGGAUGUCCUGCAGUCAGUUCAUCUCCAACCUGGAGGGACUCAAUGAUGGGAAAGACUUCCCUAAAGAUCUGCUCAAGACUCUUUACAGCUCCAUCAAGAACGAGAAGCUGCAGUGGACCAUUGAUGAAGAGGAGCUGAGGAAGUCCAUGUCCGAGCUGGCCGAUGUCCGAACAGACUCCGCCUCCCACACCAUGAAGCGGCUCGGGAGUGGCGGAAACCCGCUGGUGGGCGUGGCUCAGCAGGCCGACGGAGAGCUUUAUAAGAGCGGUUUUCUGGUCCGGAAGGUCCAUGCUGAUCCUGACGGAAAGAGAACUCCUAGGGGGAAGAGGGGCUGGAAGACUUUCUACGCCAUGCUGAAGGGUCUGGUUCUCUACCUGAAGAAGGACGAGUACCGAACGGAGCGAGAGCUGACGGAGGAGGACGUGAAGAACGCCAUCUCCAUCCAUCAUGCUCUGGCCAUGAGAGCGGCCGACUACAGCAAGAGACCCAACGUCUUCUACCUGAGGACGGCCGACUGGAGAGUCUUCCUGUUCCAGGCGCCGAACGGUGAGCAGAUGCAGUCCUGGAUCACUCGGAUCAACGUGGUGGCGGCCAUGUUCUCCGCUCCCCCGUUCCCGGCAGCGAUCGGCUCCCAGAAACGCUUUAGUCGUCCUCUGCUGCCGGGAUCUAACACCAAACUGUCUCAGGAAGAGCAGCUCAAAUCCCACGAGAGCCGCUUUAGGGCAGUUUCCUCCGAGCUGGUGGAGGUCACGGCCUCCACGCCGGACCGAAAGGUGAAAGGUCGUGAGCUGGAGGAGCAGAAGCUGCGUAAGGAAUACCUGGAGUUUGAGAAAACACGGUACGGGACGUACGCCAUGUUGCUGCGGGCCAAGCUGGUGAAAGGAGACGAUGACCUGGCGGCUUUUGAGGCUCGACUGUUUAACGACGGCGGCCUGCAGAGGGCGCACUCCAGCCCCUCGCUGCCUCAGGACGCUGCCAACAAGGAGAAGAUCCGAAGCACCAAGACAUCCAAGAGCCUGAAGGUCACAUCCUCCUCCUCCUCUGUGAUGAAGAGCGGCAUGAAGGAGGUAGCAGGGAGCAAGAACGGUGGCGAGAACAGCCAGAAGGCGGAGCUUCAGAAGCAAAGCAGCAAACAGGAGGAGACCGCGUAACGUUCAAAUGCAUCAGACAAAACUCUGAGGCACUUUCCCUCCAGAUGAGAUGUUCAAAGUCAUGGGAAAAGAGACGCUCGUCCAAUAACCCUUUCAGCUACUGGCCUUCACAAUAACAGCUUUAUUUCCUGUUAGUCAUUUCAGGGCUUCAUGUGGAGAACUUUUAUUGUGGAAAGCUAAAAGUGGAAUGUUCAGGGUCACAAAUGCAUCAUAGGAUUUUCUAUUUUCAUCGUCUCAGACUGAGUUCCUGCUGCAGACUGAAUGUUGGAGGACCCAAACCAACAAUCAGAACCCAAACCUCCACUUCACUCUGUUUGUUUCUGCUGUUUUUUUUUUUUGAGUUCUGCUGAAAACAAACAGGAAGUAUGGGUGGCCAUUAGGGACAAAAACACAUGAAACAGAUUCCCAUUUUUACCAAACUGCAGAUCAGUGAAACUGCUGCUCAAUCUUGGUUCCAGCUCAGAGAUCCGUUCUGAUUUCCAGAUUUAAAUGUUUCUGUCUGCAUGUUGAUCGAACAAGUUUCAACAUUUCAUAUAAAUUCAUUCACAGAACUUCUAAAAGAAUCUUGAUUUCAGUUAAACAGAUUUUCUGGUAAGGAUCCAUAGAUCCUCUCUGCUGGAGGAGGUUUUGCUCUUUAUUUAGUUGUGUAAGGUUUGAUCAGGUCAGGUCACGUGUGUGUGUGUGUGUGUGUGUGUGUGUGUGUGUGUGUGUGUGUGUGUGUGUGUGUGUGUGUGUGUGUGUGUGUGUGUGUGUGUCUCCUGUCUGGAUGUUUUCUUUGUUUGAGAAAUCAGACCGUAGUUCUCUCCUACUGCCACUGGGGGGCAUGAAAUGCCCUGCAGUCGGCUGGCUGAAACAGAACCAGAAUUAUUUAAUACUGGACCGGCUGGAGUCGAUGAAGCUGAUCUGAUAUUUUUGAUCAAAAAAUUAGAAAAGUUCGCAGAACUGAUCUGGUUCUGUUCUGGUUUCAGACAAAAUCUAACCCUGAAAGAAAAAUGUCAACUUUAAAGUUUUCUUUUUGUUUUUCUGUUUUGAAAGGAGACGUUCUGACACCGAGCUUUUUCCUCAGUUCUUCAGCUUUGAGCUUCAUAUUUUGGACAGAACCUUUUCUCCAUAACCCUUAACAGAAGGUAUCAGAGUAACUGACACAGCAGAGGAACAUUAGAGGAACCCGGGGACCUGCUGUGGAGAGGAAAGAACCCAUGAACCCUGAUCUUUGGGUUUAAAGAGCUGACGGUUUGGACCUGAGGCUGGCCAGGGAGUCAUGGACCGGUUUAUGACUGGUCGGGUUCUAGGUCCGUUGUUCUUGUUGGAAAGAAUGAGUGAACACAGCAGAACAUUACAGAGUAGUUCUACUGUUUUCCAAAAUGUUGGAUCCAGUUUGUGUUUACAGCUGUACUGGAUCAGAACCAAACUCUUCAUCAGCUUUUAAUUUUUUUCUGAACAGAAACAUGUUGGGUUCUGCAGGUUUCUGUUCAGAUUUGGACAGAAAAUGAAGAUGAGAAUGCUCACCUCUGCUCUGAUCAACUGGAAGUCCACAUAGAUGGGUCGCAGAGGUACCAUCAGAACCAAACUGUGGGCUGGUCACUAUAAAGUCAUGAAUUUAUUUCUGAGACUACAGCAGAACUCCUGAACAUCUGGUUUGGUUCCUGAAGAUUUCCACCAUCCAGUCACCUCCUCUUUUGCUGGCCCGGAAGUGGUUCUGUUGGUUGAGUUCUGAGCCCUCCUGUUUCUCAGCCUGCAGAUGAAGUUCGGUUAGGUCCAAACCUCUGAAACCCGUCUGAACAUCAGAGCGGACAGAAUCACUCCAGCAGCGUUCAUCUUCUCCAACUGAUCUUAAGGACACUUCAGAACCUCCACGGAAUUCUGCAGGUUCUGGUGGACUUCUUGUGGAAUACAGCCUGAUCAUACCGCUCCUCAGUAUUCUCUUUGUGUUGUAAAUAAAGUUGGACCUGCAGAACAAGAAGCCAUACAGCCACACUUUGCUUUCACACAGAACCAGAACGUGGACUGGCUGCUGUCUCCAGGUUCUGUUUGUUUGGGUCUGACCUGUGCUGUACAUACAUCAUUUCCUGUGAGGAUCCAUGUUGAGACACAGAACCUGUUUUUGUUCUUGAAGCUUAGAGGCAAAAAUAAAAAUAUGAACUUAAAUCCAAA
Molecule: messenger RNA, 7886 nt
Organism: Girardinichthys multiradiatus
Lineage: Eukaryota; Metazoa; Chordata; Actinopteri; Cyprinodontiformes; Goodeidae
Gene: psda
Product: pleckstrin and Sec7 domain containing a
Exons: 21
Coding region: 537-5732 (1731 amino acids)
Biological process (GO): regulation of ARF protein signal transduction
Molecular function (GO): guanyl-nucleotide exchange factor activity
Source: RefSeq, a predicted model, not a curated record